This is a messenger RNA of Trichobilharzia szidati, 1439 nucleotides long. The record is from the annotation of a GenBank genome assembly. NCBI's taxonomy places the organism in Eukaryota, Metazoa, Platyhelminthes, Trematoda, Strigeidida, Schistosomatidae.
AUGACUCAAAACUCCAGGCGUUCAGUUAUUAUCGAAGUGCCAAAUGACACAAAUAUACGUUAUCAGCCAGCUCGAAAUACUGACAAUUCAAAUGCUCAAACAGGUCCUCAAAUCAGAGUUAUACUCGGAGGUGUAGAUCCACAGAAUGAUCCUGCUACACGUAUACGUAAUAUAUCAAUUCGAAAUACGGGUAGUUCAAACGAUAAAUCAGGUCCUCAAAACACAGUUAUUAUCGAAGUGCCAAAUGACACAAAUAUACGUUAUCAGUCAGCUCGAAAUACUGACAAUUCAAAUACUCAAACAGGUCCUCAAAUCAGAGUUAUACUCGGAGGUGUAGAUCCACAGAAUGAUCCUGCUACACGUAUACGUAAUAUAUCAAUUCGAAAUACGGGUAGUUCAAACGAUAAAUCAGGUCCUCAAAACACAGUUACAAUCGAAGUGCCAAAUGACACAAAUAUACGUUAUCAGUCAGCUCGAAAUACUGACAAUUCAAAUACUCAAACAGAUCCUCAAAUCAGACCUAUACACCGAGCUACACUGACGGAAAUUCCUCCUGCUACCACUAAACUUGAUCAGUCAUUUCAAGCUUCUCAAAUAAGUGCAAUUUCCAGAGCUAUUCAGACUGUGGAUCCUCCUGCAGAUGCCAGUGUACAAGUGGAUCUUUUAACACGAUCACAAUCAGAAGUAACUCGAACAGAACCAGAAAUUGCAUUGGAAAUAUCGAAUCCACCGACUUCAGUAGAUGCCUCAGUGGAAUCUGUUGAACAAUCUGGAAUUCGCGAACAACCUGCUGACGCUUUUAAUACAUUUCGUGUCUAUCUAUUAAAUCUAUUACCAAUCAGUGUUUUAUCCGAUGAGUCAAGCUUGAAGAAACUAAGCGAUUGUUUAAUAUGCAUGGAAAAUUAUCAUAUCGGUGAUCGUGUCAUGGGAUUGCCGUGUUUUCAUAUGUUUCAUCAUAGAUGUUUGUGCACAUGGACUGAAGAGAAUUUACAGUGUCCAGUGUGUCGAAUACCAAUCUAUAUAGUGAACUAAAAUGGGAAGACUGGAGCUUCCAUAACAAUAUAUUGAUUGCUACUGAUAUCUUUCAAGACAAAAUAGAGAAUUCUAGAAUAUUCGACGAAGAGUACCAGAGAUGUUUCUUUCUUUUUCUGUCUUUUUUAAAUAUGUCAUUGCAAAGAACAAACAAUUUUGAAUAUAUUUCACAAAUUUCAAAUCCACUACUAUCCAUUUAUGUAUGUAUGUGUGUGUGUGUAUUAAGAAUCGACUGACAUGCCUUUGAUUCCGAGAAUAUAUUUCAAUUCAUUUCGAUUUCCUGCUCACAUGUGUUGGUGUAUGUGUUCUCACAUUACCUUGUCAUGUACUUGUUACUAGCAUAAAAACAUUCUGAUUCAUGUAUGUUCAUAAUUUCUGCUUGAAAACAAAAAGACAGAACAUCUUCU